Molecule: messenger RNA, 1437 nt
Organism: Microthlaspi erraticum
Lineage: Eukaryota; Viridiplantae; Streptophyta; Magnoliopsida; Brassicales; Brassicaceae
Source: the annotation of a GenBank genome assembly
AUGGAGGAGGCUUUGAUUAAGCGCCUGGAAGCUGCGGUCACGAAGCUCGAGGGUCUAUCGAGCAACGGAGGAGGAGUUAUUCUUUCCCGCGGAGGAGAUUUUUCCGCCGGCGCCGGAACCGAUGUCGCGUCGACUGAUCCAUCGAUUCUGGCUUACGAAGAUCUGAUUUCCCAAUGCGUCGGUAGGGCUCUGAGCGCGGCUGAGAAGAUCGGUGGACCUGUUCUAGAUGUGACGAAGGUUGUCGCCGAAGCGUUUUCGGCACAAAAGGAGCUGCUUAUCCGGAUCAAGCAAACUCAGAAGCCUGAUAUGGCUGGAUUGGCCGGAUUUUUCACGCCGUUGAAUGAUGUUACAAUGAAAGCUAAUGCAAUGACAGAAGGAAAGAGAUCAGAUUUCUUCAAUCAUUUGAAGGCUGCGUCCGAUAGUCUAUCUGCAUUGGCGUGGAUUGCUUUCACUGGAAAAGAUUGUGGUAUGAGCAUGCCAAUUGCUCACGUGGAAGAAAGUUGGCAAAUGGCUGAGUUUUACAACAAUAAGGUUCUGGUGGAGUACCGUAACAAAGACGCAGAUCAUGUGGAAUGGGCUAAAGCCAUUAAAGAACUUUACGUGCCUGGUUUAAGGGAUUAUGUUAAAAGUCAUUACGCCUUGGGACCUGUAUGGAAUGCAUCAGGGAAACCUGCUAGUGCUCCUGUAAAGGGUCCACCUGGUGCUCCUGCUCCUCCCCCAGCACCAUCUGCGUCCCUGUUCAGUGCUGAAUCUUCGAAGCCGUCAUCGUCGUCGAACCAGAAACAAGGGAUGUCUGCUGUCUUCCAGCAGCUCAGCUCAGGCUCUGUGACCUCAGGUCUAAAAAAAGUGACGGAUGAUAUGAAGACAAAAAACCGUGCUGAUAGAUCUGGAGCAGUUAGUGCCGUUGAGAAGGAAACCCGUACCAGUAAACCAGCGUUUGCGAAAACUGGACCACCAAAAAUGGAACUUCAAAUGGGUCGCAAGUGGGCUGUUGAGAACCAAAUUGGGAAGAAGGACUUGAUUAUCAGCGAGUGUGAUUCCAAGCAAUCUGUGUAUGUAUUUGGUUGCAAAGAUUCUGUCUUGCAGAUACAAGGAAAAGUGAAUAACAUCACCAUUGACAAAUGCACCAAAAUGGGUGUUGUCUUCACGGAUGUUGUUGCUGCAUUUGAGAUUGUGAAUUGCAACAACGUAGAAGUGCAAUGUCAGGGUUCAGCUCCCACCGUUUCUGUAGACAACACGACUGGCUGUCAGUUAUAUCUGAACAAAGACUCAUUAGAGACAGCUAUAACAACAGCCAAAUCGAGUGAGAUCAAUGUAAUGGUGCCCGGUGCUUCCCCUGAUGGAGAUUGGGUGGAACAUGCACUGCCUCAACAGUACAACCAUCUGUUCACUGAAGGGAAGUUCGAGACAACACCUGUCUCGCACUCAGGUGCCUAA